GGCUGCGGGUCCUCGACGCCGUCGUGCGUUGCGCUCGUUCCGCCUCCGCACCGCGACGUUUCGUGGCCCGUGGGCGCUCUCGCAGCGGCCGUCUCCCCCAUUCCUUGCCUCGCCACAGCUCGGUCUCUUCCGAAGGUCUGGAGAGCGGAGGCACUGCCGUGGAGCCCGGGAAAACAGUGAUGGAGCGGAGGCCAUCGAGGAGGUCGCGGGCCGGCGGCGGCGCGCGCUUGGCGCCCGGGCUAGUCCCCGCGUCCCGGCCCGCGGAGCUGCGGGGUGCGAAGCUCUGGCUCUUCCCCAGCGCCGACCCGCUCCGCAGCGCGCUGUCCCGGAGGACCGAGGCGACGCGCCAGAUGUGCUGCACGCGCGAACGCCUGGCUGUGCUGGAGCGCGGCGGCGCCGGCGUCGAGGUCCACCAGCUGCCGGCGGGGAGCGACGGCGCCAGGAAGCCGAAGUGCAUUAAGUUAGGGAAAAAAAUGAAGAUACAUUCCAUGGACCAAGGAGCAGAGCACAUGCUGGUUCUCUCCUCAGAUGGAAAACCAUUUGAGUACAACUAUAGCAUAAAACAUGCAAGGUUUCAGUGCAUUUUACAAGAAAAAAAUAAUAUAAUUCAGAUCACAUGCGGAGAUUAUCAUUCGCUUGCACUCUCAAAAGGUGGUGAGCUUUUUGCGUGGGGACAGAACUCAGACGGCCAGCUUGGAGUUGGAAGAGGAUUUGCCUCGGUCCCUACACCGCAGAUCGUGGAGCACCUCUCAGGAGUCCCCUUGGUUCAGAUUUCUGCAGGAGAAGCCCACAGCAUGGCCUUAUCCAUGUUGGGAAACAUUUACUCAUGGGGAAGAAAUGAUUGUGGACAGCUGGGCCUGGGCCACACCGACAAUAAAGAUUCUCCUUGCCUUAUUGAAAUGCCGGACAAUCAGAAAGUUGAAUUUCUCGCUUGUGGUGGCUCUCACACUGCCCUGCUAACAAAGGGUGGGCUGGUGUUUACUUUUGGUGCUGGAAAGUAUGGGCAACUCGGUCACAAUUCAACACAGAAUGAGUUAAGACCCUGUUUGGUAACUGGACUCGUGGGGAAUAGAGUGACCCAGAUAGCAUGUGGAAGGCAGCACACACUUGCCUAUGUUUCUGAUUUGGGGAAGGUCUUUUCUUUUGGUUCUGGAAAAGAAGGACAACUGGGGAACGGUGGAACACAUAAUCAGCUGAUACCGUGUCCCAUGAAAUUGUCAUCAAAGGAAGAACUCACAUUUGAAAGCCAUACCUCAGAAAAGGAGUUAAUAAUGAUUGCUGGAGGAGAUCAAAGCAUUUUGCUUUGGGUGGAAAAAGAGAAUUCCUAUGUUAAUCUGAGGAGGAGAAUUCCUACCUUGAAUGAAGGCACUGUAAAGAGAUGGAUUGCUGAUGUGGGGACUAAACAGUGGCAGAAUACAAAAAGGGAAAUCAGAGAGAUAUUUUCAUCUCCUGCAUGUCUGGCUGGAAGUUUUUUAAGGGAAAGAAUAGCUGCAGAAACGAUGUCUCUUCAUUUGGACUUAAAUGCAGCGAGGGACACCUUUAUGGAGUUAACCCAAAAGGACUGGAUUAGUAACACGGUGAUAACCACAUGUCUCAGGGAUACUCUGUUGAAAAAUCUUCCAUUUCAUUCUCCACAUCAAGAAGCUUUAGGAGUUUUCUUCCUUCUCCCAGAAUGUCCUGUGAUGCAUGACUGUAACAACUGGGAGAGCCUGGUGGUUCCUUUUGCAGAGGCUCUUUAUAAAAUGCGUGGCCAGUCGUCAGAGGUCCUGGAGGAAUAUUGGGCAUCUCUGCAAGAAGCUGCUUUCAUCAGACUGGUGCAGAUGUUUAAAACAGCCGUCAUUGCUCAGCUGAAUUAUUGGGCUGGAACUACGGAGAAUAACUAUCACAUUAAAACUCUCCUAGAAAUGAUGAAAAAGCUGCACAGGGUAAACCAGACUAAAUGUCAGCUGCCUGAAAAUAUCUUCAAAGUAAAUGAACUCACACACUUGCUUGAUUUUUAUGAAGAUGCAUACAGAAGGACCGUCUGGAAAAUGGGCGCAGACACUUCAGUGGACAUCCACUAUCCUGUCAUAUUCAGUCAUUUUCCAUUUAUCUUUAAUAUUCUGUCGAAAGUUAAACUACUGUAUGCAGACUCACUUUUAAAAAUACAGGAGAAGAGAUGGCGAGCUUGCGCGUUUUUGGCUGGCAUUGUGGAACAAGAAAGGUCUGAAUGUGCUUUACUGCCCACCAUUAAUCUAACAGUCAGAAGGAGUCACUUGAUUGAGGAUGUUUUGAAUCAGCUAAAUCAAUUUGAGAAUGAAGAUCUGAGGAGGGAGUUAUGGGUUUCAUUUAGUGGAGAAAUUGGAUAUGACGCUGGAGGAGUCAGAGCAGAGUUUUUCCAUUGUCUCUUUGAAGAAAUGACCCGGCCAGAAUAUGGGAUGUUCACAUAUCCUGAAGAGGCUUCCUACAUGUGGUUUCCUGUCAAGCCUAAAUUUGAGAAGAAGAGUUAUUUCUUCUUUGGGGUUCUGUGUGGACUCUGCCUGUUCAGUCGCAAUGUUGCCAACAUCCCUUUCCCACUGGCUCUGUUUAAGAAACUUUUGGACCAAGUGCCAUCGUUAGAAGACUUGAAAGAACUCAGUCCUGUUCUGGGACAGAGUUUGCAGACCCUUCUGGAUGAUGAAGGCGAUGACCUUGGAGAAGUAUUCCACAUCCAUUUUAAUGUGCAUUGGGACAAAAAUGAUGUAGACUUAAUUCCUAACGGAAGUCACAUAACUGUCGACCACGCUAACAAGAGAGACUAUGUUUCUAAGUAUGUCAGUUACAUCUUCAACAUCUCUGUAAAGGCGGUUUAUGAAGAGUUUCAAAGAGGAUUUUACAAAGUGUGCGACAAGGAGAUUAUUGAAUUUUUCCAUCCGGAAGAACUCAAGGAUGUGAUUAUUGGAAAUACAGAUUACGACUGGGAAACAUUUGAAAAGAAUGCACGUUACGAACAAGGAUAUGACAGUUCACAUCCCACCAUAGUGAUGUUUUGGAAGGCCUUACACAAAUUGACUUCGGAGGAAAAGAAAAAAUUCCUUGCGUUUCUUACAGGAACGGACAGAAUUCAAUUAAUAGGCUUAAAGAACAUGAAAAUAACAUUUUGCUGUCCUGAAGAUUUGAAUGAGAAAGAUCCCAUAAGGGCACAGACGUGUUUCAGUGUCCUCUACCUCCCUAAAUACUCUACAAUGGAAAGAGUAGAAGAAGCGCUGCAAGUAGCCAUCAACAGCAACAGAGGGUUCGGCUGACUGUACCUCUCACGCUUUCCCCCUUUCGGGAAAUAUUUUCAAAAAUAAAGUUAACUCAGAAGUGAACAUAAAAGUCUUGCCGACUGUU
Molecule: messenger RNA, 3351 nt
Organism: Aethalodelphis obliquidens (Pacific white-sided dolphin)
Lineage: Eukaryota; Metazoa; Chordata; Mammalia; Artiodactyla; Delphinidae
Gene: HERC5
Product: HECT and RLD domain containing E3 ubiquitin protein ligase 5
Exons: 23
Coding region: 180-3263 (1027 amino acids)
Biological process (GO): ISG15-protein conjugation; protein ubiquitination; ubiquitin-dependent protein catabolic process
Cellular component (GO): cytoplasm
Molecular function (GO): ubiquitin protein ligase activity; ISG15 transferase activity
Source: RefSeq, a predicted model, not a curated record